UCAAACGUCAAACCAAGAGCCGUGUAGUGAACACUUUCACUCUCUCUAUCGAUUGAACGAGAGCUCAAUUGAGUUUGGGGCGAUAGAGAGUUUCCCUCUACCCAUAGUAUGACCAAAUUUGAUCAAGUCUUUCAUUUUGGAUGAGACUCUCAACUUCCAUAUCCCUUGCUCUUAGGACAGUCGAUGGGACAGCCUGCUGAUAAUUCAAAGUUUGUUUGUCCGUUGGAUUCAUCCUCGAGCUCGCCAGUACUUAGAUCUAACAGUUUUGCUCCUUUGAUGUCUAUGUCGACUCACUCUCAAACUUCAAAGGCUACAACUCAAAAUAUUGCAGAGAUGGAAGAGGAGAUCGAGGCCAAAGUAAAUUUUCAUAUUCAGUUCAAUAAAAAUCUUGGCAUCGACUGUAAUCAUCCUAACAUGAGAGAAAUUUGCAAAAGUUUAAUUCAGAGGAAUUCUGCAAACCCAUCAAAUAUGGAGCUUCCAGCAUAUGCAGAUAAUGAUGGAUUAGGGUCUUAUGAUUCUGAAGAUAAGGAGCAAUUGGAUGAAGUAGAUGUGGAGGAGGGUCGAAUUGAUGCAAUUAACGAUUUGGGAGGAGCUUCAGGUGGGAUUAUUGUUAUGUGGAAACAAGGUUUUUUACACAUGGAAGAUCACUUGGUUGGGGCUUUCUCACUUUCUAUAAGGUUUACAAAUAUUUCUGAUAACUUUCAUUGGUUAUUCAUUGCUGUUUAUGCUGCUUCUGAUUCUGGGUAUUGUAGGCAAUGCUGGCAGGAAUUGUCAAAUAUUAGAAUUUUGUUCGAGGAUCCUUGGGUUUUAGGUGGUGAUUUCAAUGCUAUCCUAUCUCAAUCAGAGAGAAACAAAUCUGGUGGUUGUAUUACUAAUAGAAGGUUCUUCAAAAAAUUUGUGAGCAGGCAUGAGCUUAUGGACUUACCUGUGGCUGGAGAUUUUCUCCCUAAUCUUAAGGUUUGGUGGCAAAAUCUUACAUUUACUGGAAGACCAAGCUUUGUGUUUGUGAAGAAGCUACAAGGACUGAAAUUUUUUAUCAAGGCCUGGAGGAAGACUUUUGGGGACUUACAACUUAAAAUUGAUCACUUAGAGGAUGUUAUUAACUCUUGGGAUUUGCAAGAAGAAGCAGAUAUUGUUUUGUCCACUGCAGAGGUAGUUGCACGAGAAGAAGCAAAAGCUAAACAUGCUGCUCUUACUCUUGAUGUGGCAAGAAAGUGGGGACAGAGAGCAAAGGAAGAUUGGGCUAGAAAUGCCGAGAAGAACUCCAAGUAUUUACAUCAAAUUUCAGACAACUUUGAUGAAGGUUGCAAGUGUUAGGUGUGGUUACAUCUCUUUCUGAUGAAAUUAUUGAAGAUUGCAGAAAAUGGCAGUUUGGACCGGAGUUUUCAGUGGCAAAUUGUUAUGCUUCUCUUGAUGUAGAUGGAUUGCUAGUAUUCCCUCAAAAACAGGUAUGGAACCCAAGAGUACCUUUAAAAGUCGCUUUUUUAGUUUGGACAAUGUGUCAUGAUGGUAUUCCUACUCUUGAAGUUCUACAUAAAGCUGGUCUGUUUCAUGUCUUUUCUGUGGUGUUGAACAAGAAUCACAAAAUCAUUUAUUUCUUCAUUGCUUUGAAACAAGAAAGCGUUGGCAUUAUUUCUUGGACAGUUUUAACAUGUUAUGGGUCUUCUCUGACACGGUAAAGCAAAAUGUUUGUGAAUGGGGAAGAAGAAAGAAGACUAAGAGAUUCAUGUACCAGUUGUGGAGCUUAUUACCGUUUUCCAUCUGGUGGGUCAUUUGGAAGGAAAGAAACUACAGGCUUUAUAAGGGUUUCAAGAGGAACUUUGAUCAGUUAAUAAUUACUAUUAAGUGUACACUGUAUAGCUGGCCAGUUAACACCAAUUUAUUUCAUGGCUAUUCUUUAAGCA
Molecule: messenger RNA, 1904 nt
Organism: Papaver somniferum (opium poppy)
Lineage: Eukaryota; Viridiplantae; Streptophyta; Magnoliopsida; Ranunculales; Papaveraceae
Exons: 3
Coding region: 184-1317 (377 amino acids)
Source: RefSeq, a predicted model, not a curated record